AUGAAUGGUAUAGUUCUUGCCAGGAAAAGCUCGGGUAUGGACAUUUUGACCAUUGAACUCCAAAACUUCCAAAGACUGCCAGAAGUCCUGUACCUGCAAUUGGACAAUUCUGGGAAGGACAACAAGAAUGCCUUUGUACUGAUGUUUAUGGCCUACCUUGUAAAGAUGAAGGUUUUCCAAAAGGUGAAAGUGGGCUUUCUGAUGGUUGGCCACACCCUCGAAGAUAUUGAUCAGGUCUUCAGCAGAGUUGCUUCAUGGAUACGACGGCGGGACAUGGGCACCCUGCAGGACUUGGUGGACAACCUCAGGGAUAGUCAGGAGCCAUCCCCUAUUGUGGAGCAACUAACAUGCUACGAUUAUAAGCAUAGCCUUGAAGGCUGCAGGGGCCUGAUUCAGGGUAUUGCAACCCCACACCAUUUCAUCAUGACAGAAGUGGAUGGGAAGGUGGCCCUGCGCUACCGUGACUGGCCAGGAUCACCAGACCACCAUCUUGACAUUGCUGGGUAUAUCCCACAGAACUUUGAUGCGGUUGGUGUCACCACCAAUCCCAAAGUUCUUGGCGAGAUACAGCAAAUGUCAGCUGACAUGGUGAAAUGGCAGGCAACAGGGAGGUUGUCAACAACUGCUGUUGAGUGGUGGACAAGGUACUUGGCAGGAGUGUCAGAUGAAAGGGAACCUUGUGUUCCCUUUGUUGAUACCCUUCCAAGGCAACAGCCAUGGUCACCUCCACAGCAGGAGUUAGCCACCUUUCUGUUGAGUGCUGCCCGGGGUCAGGCUGCACAUGUCAGCCGUCAAGUAUGCUUGAAAAUUAAGAAAAAAAAGGUGUAAUUAUUGUAAUAAUGAAAUUCCUCCAGCUCUCUCAUUUUGAAAGCUUUUAAUGCCACCAAAGGAGGGAAUAUAGUGUGAUAGUGAUCAUACUGUCCAUCCAUCUGUCUGUCACACUUUGCCUUAAGGGUUCGAAAAAUGAUCAUAACUUCUAUGUCACUUCAGAUAUAACCUUCAUAUUUUGUAUGCAUGUGUAUAUAGACAAGGCCGUUCCAUACGCAUACAAAUUUUGACCCCUGUUAUCUUGACCUUGAAGUAAGGGUCCGCAUUUAGGUUUCGAAAUCUGCAUUUGUUUUCGAAAAACGCUCAAAACUUCUAUAAAAGCGUUUUUCAUGGGCAUAUGUCAUCCUAUAGAAACAGCUCUUGUUUGCGUUACAUUGUUAAAUUCUGCAUACAAAACAGGUAUAAUAAUUGGGCAUUAAAGGGAUCUUUUCACGCUUUGGUAAAUUGACAAAAUUGAAAAAAGUUGUUUCAGAUUCGUAAGUUUUCGUUUUAGUUAUGAUAUUUGUGAGGAAACAGUAAUACUGAACAUUAACCAUGCUCUAAUAUAGCCAUUAUAUGCAUCUUUUGACGAUUUUAAAUCCUAAAAAUUAUAAAGCGUUGCAACGCGAAACGAUUGAAUAAUUUGGAGAGUUCUGUUUUUGUCGUUAAAUUUUGUGAAACUACGAAGAUUGCUUAUAUAAGGUAUAAAAUACGUCUAGAAUGUGUACUCGGCGGAAUAGCUCAGUUGGCUAAAGCGUUUUUACUUCAGGACUCUGGCAGGACUCCAGGGGUCACUGGUUCGAAACCUGCUCCGGGCAAUGUUCUUUUCCUUUUUUUAAUUUUUUUUCUUGAUUUUUUACUGGAGAUUUUAUGAUCCAAUGUUUACAUUUAUCAAUAUAAAGCAUUUAAUAAAUAAGUUAAAAAAAUGCCAAAAUCUGUGAAAAGGCCCCUUUAAAUAGUAAAAAUUUGUGGAAGUAGAUUAUCGCAUUGAAUCUGAAAUUUUCACUUACCGUAAUUAUAUAACUUAUAUACAAAUACAACUUAUGUUAAGAUUACCCUAAGAAGCUUUAUAAAUGUUAGUCCAGAUCGUCAUUGGAUGAUAGAUUUUGCAGUUGAUGCAUGCUGUCUUAUUUUUUAUGCUCAUAGUCGUAGCAUAUAGUCGCCGCUUCGUCUGUCCGUGUGUCCAUCCAUCCGUCCGUGCACAAUUGUUGUCCGGGCUAUUUCUCAGCAACUAAUGACCGGAAUUCAAUGAAACUUUAUGGGAAGCUUCACUACCAAGAGGAGAUGUGCAUAUUAUCAGCCGGUUCUGGUCGGAUGAUUUUUCACAGAGUUAUGGCCCUUUGAAGUUUUCCAUUAACUGUUCAUAUAGUUCAAUUCUUGUCUGGGCUAUUUCUCAGCAACUAAUGACCGGAAUUCAAUGAAACUUUAUGGGAAGCUUCACUACCAAGAGGAGAUGGGCAUAUUAUCAGCGGGUUCUGGUCAGAUGAUUUUUCACAGACUUAUGGCCCUUUGAAAUUUUCCAUUGUACAUAUAGUGUAAUUCUUGUCAGGGCUAUUUCUCAGCAACUCGUGGCCGGAAUUCAAUGAAACUUUAUGGGAAGCUUCACUACCAAGAGGAGAUGUGCAUAUUAUCAGCCGGUUAUGGUCAGAUGAUUUUUCACAGAGUUAUGGCCCUUUGAACUUUUCCAUUGUACAUAUAGUGCAAUUCUUGUCCGAGCUAUUUCUCAGCAACUUAUUACGGGAAUUCAAUGAAACUUUAUGGGAAGCUUCACUAUCAACAGGAGAUGUGCAUAUUAUCAGCCGGUUAUGGUCGGAUGAUUUUUCACAGAGUUAUGGCCCUUUGAAAUUUGAAAUUUUUAAGUUGCUAAACCAUCCAUCGUAUUAUUUUGUCCAAAGUUAUGCCCCGUAAGACGUUUCCUUUAUCUGAAUAUAUAGUGCAAUAUUGUGACAAAAAAACCUUUGUGGAGCAUCACCCGUCUCUGACGGUUUCUUGUUUGCAGCUGUUCAAAACUAUCAACAAUUUGAUAUUAAAACUUAAAUAUGAUGAAGUAAAGUGUUGUUAAAUGUAUAUACCUACACUGAACAAUUAUAAUGCACAAUUUUAAGGAUAAAAAUCAUUUGGUGUUUUAUAUGACAACUAAAUAUGUUAAUUUACUGUCAACUAAUAUGCCAACUUAUGUUUAUAAGACAUAUUUUCACUAUGAUUUUACUUUUCUUCUAGGAUCUUUUCACAUUUGUUUUUUUUUUGUGCAAAAUUUUAUUCAUUCUGUAUAAUAUUAUAUACAUACAUACAUGCAUACGUCGAAUAGUGUGUACAUUCAUACAAAGUAUUAUGAAUUUAAUAAAAACAAAGUAUUUCAUAUAGCUUUUUUGAUGGGUACAUAAAUAUAAUAAUUAUACUUUUCACAUUUCAUUAUGUAAUUUACUUACUUUGUUUUGCUUAGUUUUUUUAUUAUUUAUUUACAUUAUUAUAAAAAGUAAGUUAUUUUAGUUAAGGUGCUUGAUAAUAUAUGCAUGACAAUUUGCUUAUGAGCUCAACUGGCACAUAUUUUAUUAUAUUCUCUAAUUAUAAAAGCAGCAUUGUACAAAUUCGGCAUUAGAAGAUUAUUUAGAUUUUGAACACAUUUUGUGUUAUUAUGUCACAUUUAUGUUUGCUUAAGAUUUAAAAUAGUAUAUAUAUUGUCAGCAAAAGUAGAUCUAAACUGCGUUUACUUUACAUUCAACAAUUCUUUGUAUUGCCACACUGUGGUAAUUCAUUAACUUGUGCUGCAAAGCGUGUUUUACUUUAGAUUAUUUAAAUGGGUAAUAUGUCAAACAAGAUACAUUUCUAUUUUUGUUAUGAAUAUGCCAAACCAUUGCAUGCAUUUAUAUUGAUAAUAAA
This is a messenger RNA of Dreissena polymorpha, 3687 nucleotides long. RefSeq lists its product as uncharacterized. Lineage: Eukaryota; Metazoa; Mollusca; Bivalvia; Myida; Dreissenidae. The transcript has 3 exons. The record is from RefSeq and is a predicted model, not a curated record. Bases 1 to 828 code for a protein of 275 amino acids.